Molecule: messenger RNA, 1464 nt
Organism: Emericellopsis atlantica
Lineage: Eukaryota; Fungi; Ascomycota; Sordariomycetes; Hypocreales; Bionectriaceae
Product: short chain dehydrogenase/reductase family protein
Exons: 2
Coding region: 110-1285 (391 amino acids)
Source: RefSeq, a predicted model, not a curated record
CCCCCUAUCAUGAUAUCCCACGAUCACCUCGCACCACAUCUGGAACGAAGGAACGGGGUCGCAGAGCAAGGGCUACUGUCUGACUUAGGGCUUGUUGGGAGAAGGAAACAUGGCUGACCGGGAUUCAAACUCUCCGCCUGCAGCAACUCAUAAUUCUCCAAGGACAUGGCUGCUCACUUCGGCCUGCUCGCCGCUGGCUGUCCGGCUGAUCCGCCAACUCCUGGAUCAUGGCGACUACAUUGUCGCCUGUCUCCCGCCGCAUGAGAUUGACCACCCGGAUCGAGGUGCCGAAUUCAGGGAGCUCAUCGCAGAGUGCAAAGAGGGUGGCAAAGAUGCUGAAGGGCGCGACCGCGACGGAUGGAAGGAGAGAAUUCGUGGCAUCCGCUGCGACGGACGAGGGAUGGCUGGCUGCGGCGCGGCGAUAGCCGAAGCCGUCGAGGUUUUUGGCAGAAUCGACAUUGUGCUCUGCUGCAAAUCAGAGGCCGUGGUCGGUACCGUUGAGGAAUUGUCCACAACGCCAGUAACUAGGAACUUGGUGCGAGACCAGUUCGAGAACCUCUUCUUCUCCCAGGUCAACUUCAUCAAGGCGGCACUGCCAGUCCUGCGGGCGCAGCAUACCGGGCACAUUGUGGCCCUCACCAGCACUGGUGGUCACAUUGCGACGCCGGGCAUGAGCAUGUACUCAGCUGCGACAUGGGGCCUCGAGGGGUUCUGUGACUCGCUCGCCUACGAGGUCGCCCCCUUCAACAUCAAGAUUACCAUUGUUCAGCCGAACCAGGAGAUCCAAAGCUUGACCAACAGACUCACGUUUGCGCCGCAGAUCCCUGCCUACAAGGACGCCUUUGAUUCCGCGCCGAAUAUUAGAGAUAUUCUCAGCAACGUUCUCGACACGGAUCCUGAGACGGCCAUACCGCGGCCGCCAACGCCCCACGCGACCGAGCCAGUCGCGACCCCGGACUCGGACGUGGAGGACACAAACCUGGAGCCUGAUCCCGGUCGAGGCGACGUGUUCCAGCGAUAUCCACGCCUGCCGCCCGGCGCUGCCGAGAAACUGGUGAUGGAGACGGUCCACGCGCUCACCGCCAUAGGAGGUCACGAGAAUCCACCAGCGCGACACAUUGUGGGCACCGAUGCCGCCAUCGCCGUCCGGGAGAAGCUCAAGACAGUGUCGGAGGAGCUCGAGGACUUUGUGGACGCUAGUCUUGCGGUCGAUAUCUUUGACAGCGAGGUUCUCGACGAGGCACGGGAGGGAGACAGGGGAGUCGAAAAGUCGCCCGCAGCCUGAGAUCUUCUACGGGCUUGAGUAUGACAGUGAUGACGGCAUGACAGGGCUGUACAGAUUGUGCAAUAUCAAGGGACCAGUGUCCUGAUUUUUGUAAUCGUAAUGCUAAUGCUACAAUGGGAAAGGGACCUAAGCGAAAAAGCUGCUGUACUAGGUGCCAAAAGACUUGGCAGCUGUAGUUG